Messenger RNA from Quercus robur (English oak), 1137 nucleotides. RefSeq lists its product as uncharacterized. The coding region runs from base 1 to 1137 and encodes 378 amino acids. The record is from RefSeq and is a predicted model, not a curated record. The transcript has a single exon. NCBI's taxonomy places the organism in Eukaryota, Viridiplantae, Streptophyta, Magnoliopsida, Fagales, Fagaceae.
AUGGAGGUCAUGAUGAAUGCCCUCAAGGGACUAGUAUCUUCUGAUCUCGACGACUUAGUGAACAGAACCGACUCAUCAUUCACCAUGUCCGCCAACUCAUUCCCCCUGCCACCGAAGUUCCGGAUGCCCCAGAUCGAAAGCUACAACGGGGUCAAGGACCCCCUCGAUCAUCUAGAGAUGCACCUUCAGGGGGUACUAGACGAGAUCAUGUGUAAGGCGUUCCCGACCACGCUGAAGGGCCCUGCAAGGGUUUGGUUCAGCAGAUUGACACCAAACUCCAUCAAUACUUUCAAGGAGUUGAGCGCCCAAUUCACCUCACACUUCAUAGGCAGACAUCGGUACAAAAGUUCCACCGUGUGCUUAAUGAGCAUCAAACAGCGAGAAGACGAGACGCUGCGGGCCUACAUAACUCGUUUCAACAAAGAAGCCCUUUCGAUUGACGAAGCUGACGAUAAGAUACUCAUAGCUGCAUUUACUACCAGGCUACGGAAGGGUAAGUUCUUAUUUUCCUUAUACAAGAAUGACCCGAAGACCAUGACGGACGUUCUCUACAGGACUACCAAGUACAUGAAUGCAGAGGAUGCAUUACUAGCCCGCAAAGAAAAGCCUAAGAAGAGGGAGAGGCAGGAGGACGCGCGACAAGAUAGGAGGCGAAAGGUCGCUAGAACCGGGGAUCAACGAGAUGAAAAGCACCCUAGACCCCCCAUUGGAAGAUUCACCAAUUUCACCCCAUUAACCGCCCCGAUCGAUCAAGUAUUGAUGCAAAUCAAAGAUGAAGGAGCAUUGACUUUCCCUGGAAAGUUGAAGGGGGACCCCAAAAAAAGACCAAGAGACAAGUAUUGUCGCUUUCACCGAGACCACGGGCACGACAUGGCCAACUACUACGACCUGAAGCAGCAGAUUGAGGCCCUAAUCAGGCAGGGGAAGCUACAGAGGUUCGUCAGCAGGGAAAGGACUGAUACACUAGAGGAACAGGCCCCACGACGGGAGAACAAGCGCCCUAGACCACCUAUAGGGGACAUAAGAAUGAUCGUAGGGGGCACAGCCGCAGCCGGAUCUUCCAAGAAAGCCCGCAAAACCUACCUCAGGAUGGUCCAUAUCGUCCAACUCAUAGGAUCCGUACCAAAGAUGUCGUGA